CCCACAUACCCUGAAAAAGCCACAAAAAACUAUGGAUGCCGGCCAUGAAAGCCUUCAGUAACCCCGUUUUCCCUGCAAAGGAGCCUCAUAACAGCCCUGCGAGGGAGGCUGAGUUGGAAGGUGGCACCCUGAGGAUGUACAUACCUGAACUCCUCUGGCCCAGAGCUCUGACUCCAGGAUCCUAUCUCCUCUCUGCAGAGUGUAACCCAGAUGGAAAGACAGCACAAAGGAUGAGGAGAUUGUGACCCAUGGAGAAAAGACCCUCACCCUCAAGCCAGAUGAAGCAGUUGCCUCAAGCAGCAGAGACUGACAUACAUGGAGGAGAUUUGAAACAGAGGUUUAUCCACAGAUGAUGGGGUGCCCGCUUCCCCUUUGCUUCAGGCAGCAAAAGGUCUUGUAGGCAGUGAGAGAAGAUUUAAAGUGCAUCACCAUUUCUGCUUCACAGAGAUGUAGUGAAAUGAGAGAAAGGAAAAGGAAAAGCCAAAAGAGCAGGCAGGGAAUUCUUAGGGAUGAAGCAAGUGGAAGGGAGCUGCACUCAAAAUGUGCCUUAUGGUCUUGGUUUGUGGCUAAGGAAAGGAAAACAUACACACACAGCCUGCCUAUCCUUGUCUUUUUUUCUUUUUUCUUUUUUUGGAGGGGGGAUAACUUUCUGUCCAUAGACAAGAACCACUUUUCAGUUUGGAUUUGGUUGUAAAACAUUUCUCAAAAGUGUCUUCAAGGCAGCUAAUUCACAGGAUAUCUUGUUUUCUUUGUAGGCCUCAGGCUCCCCAGUAAUUUCAUCUGAGGCAGAAUCUCGUAAAAGAAGAAAGUGCUUUUCUGGUGUGUUGGAAAUAAGACUCAGUCUGUCAUAAGUUAAGGAAAGGAUUUCACGCUCACCAGGCCGAGUACAGAAGAGAAGAGCCAUGCAUUUUUUGGGAAGAGCCAUGCAAAGGAGCUUGGGAGAGAAGAUGCUCAGUUCUGAGGUCCAGCGCCAGCACUUCAGACAGUAUGUCUAUCAGGAGGCGGCUUUGGGCCCCCGAAAGGUUUGCAGCCAGCUCCACAAUCUGUGCUGCCAGUGGCUGAAGCCAGAGAGACACACCAAGGCUGAAAUGCUGGACCUGGUGAUCCUGGAGCAGUUCCUGGCCAUCCUUCCCCCAGAGAUGGGGAGCUGGGUUCGAGAGUGUGGAGUGGAGACAACCUCCCAAGCAGUGGCCUUGGCAGAGGCCUUCCUCCUGAGCCAGGUGGCAGAGAAGAAGCAGGGAGAUAAGCAGGACUUGUUUGAAGAAGAAAUGCCUGAGGUAGAGAAGUAUCCUUCUGAACCCAGUCAAAGGCAGCAGCCCAAGUGGAUCACGCAGGACAGAGAAGGAAGGUUCUCCUCAAUAAGAGGUGGAAUAAAGACUGAGCCUAUAUGUACAAGCACAUCUCUUCAUCCUGAUGGACUCAGAACAGCUUCUAGGAGACUAAAUCAGGUGACCUUUGAGGAGGUGGCUGUGUAUUUCACGGAGGAAGAGUGGGCUCUGCUGGACCUGGGUCAAAGGUCCCUUCAUCGGAAAGUGAUGGAGGAGAAUUUUGGGGUCCUGUCUUCUCUGGAGAGUGAUGGUCAACUGAAGGAGUAUCAAGGAGAAACAUGCCAAGCAUUGGUGCAAAGAGACCAGUGCAAACAGUUAAAUGAGAAGGAAAGAAAGACUGAUACUGAAGAGGAGUGGAGGACCACACAUCCUUAUCAGAAAGAGAAUGAUGGCCAACUAAAUAAGUAUAAAGAAACAUGCCAAGCAUUGUUGCAAAGAGACCAAUGCAAACAGUUAAAUGAGGAAGAAAGAAAAACAGACACUAAAGAGGAAUGGAGGACCACACAUCCUUAUCAGAAUGGGAGACAUUUUUGUCAGAAGACAAAUCUCACUUGUCCUAAAGCAACUCACACAAGAGAGAAGUCAUUUAUAUGCCAGGAGCAUGGAAAAUGUUUUACUCAAAAAACACACCUCAUGUGUCAUCAAGCAACUCACACCGAGGAGAAAACAUUGAAAUGUCUAGACUGUGGAAAAGGUUUUACUCUGAAGUCCUCCCUUGCCCUUCAUCAAGUAAUUCACACAGGAGGAAAACCAUUUAAAUGGCAAGAAUGUGGAGAAAGUUUCAGCAAGAAGGCACACUUCACCUGUCAUCAAGCAACACACAAAGGAGAGAAACCAUUUAAAGGCCAAGAGUGUGGGAAAGCUUUUUUUCAGAAGACAAAAUUCACUCAACAUCAAGCAACUGACACAGGAGAGAAGCCAUUUAAAUGCCUGGAGUGUGCAAAAUGUUAUACUCAAAAGAGAGAGCUCACCUAUCAUCAAGCAACUCACACAGGAGAGAAACCAUUUAAAUGCCUGGAGUGUGGGAAAGGUUUUAUUCGGAAAACACACCUCACUUCUCAUCAAGCAAGUCACAUAGAAGAGAAGCCAUUUAAAUGUCUGGAGUGUGGGAAAGCAUUUAUUCAGAAGACACUCCUCAUUCAUCAUCAAGCAAGUCACACAGGACAGAAGCCAUUUAAAUGCCUGGAGUGUGGAAAAGGUUUCACUAAGAAGUCCUCUCUCACCCUUCAUCAAGUAAUUCACACUGGAGAGAAAGCAUUCAAAUGCCUGGAGUGUGGGAAAAGGUUCAGCCAGAAGGCACACCUCACCUAUCAUCAAAUAACUCACACAGGAGAGAAACCAUUUAAGUGUCUGGAAUGUGGAAGGACCUUUAAUCGGAAGACAUCCCUCACUCGACAUCAAACAACUCACACAGGCGAGAAACCAUUUAAAUGCCAAGAGUGUGGAAAAUGUUUCACUCAGAAGACCUACCUCACUUAUCAUCAAGCAAUUCACACUGGGGAGAAGCCAUUUAAAUGCCAAGAGUGUGGAAAAAGUUUUAUUAUGAAGAUCGAUCUCACUCAUCAUCAAAAAAUUCAUACAGGAGAGAAACCAUUUAAAUGCAUGAACUGUGGAAAAGGUUUCACUUGGAAGACUUCCCUCACUCGACACCAACCAACUCACACGGGAGAGAAGCCAUUCAAAUGCCUGGAGUGUGGAAAACAAUUCACCCAGAAGAUAAACCUCAUCCGUCAUCAACCAACUCACAGAGGAGAAAUGCCUGGAAUGGAGAAAGGGGGAGAAAUCACACCAGAGGUUAAAGAAUCUUCAGGCUAAAUUUUUUAGCUCUCUUCAACCUCCCACACCAAUUCCUAAUAGAGUUUUAGUGUUCAAAACUAGAGAAUGCUGUCUAAUGGCAAGGGCUGAGAUUGCAAUGAUGGAAAGAGCUGAUAAGUUUGCCAAGAGACAGUGUGAAUAGAGAAAACAAUACGGGACCCAUAUUUACUGUAUGUCAGUAUCGUAUUAGUAGAAAAUAUUUCCAUCGUGACAUUGGCGUUUGCAAUGUUGCAAUGUUUUUGUCUGAGGUGGUCAGGAUGAUAACUUCUGUACUAGAAUAAAUGUAUGAAAUAA
This is a messenger RNA of Sceloporus undulatus (fence lizard), 3437 nucleotides long. Its product is annotated as zinc finger protein 2 homolog. The transcript has 6 exons. The record is from RefSeq and is a predicted model, not a curated record. Bases 903 to 3143 code for a protein of 746 amino acids. NCBI's taxonomy places the organism in Eukaryota, Metazoa, Chordata, Lepidosauria, Squamata, Phrynosomatidae. Gene Ontology annotation, biological process: regulation of DNA-templated transcription.